AUGGCUUCUUCCACAAAAUUACACUCGGCUACAUUGGUUACUAACAUUAAAACUUGUGUUCCCAUUCAACUUGAUGAUGAAGGAACAAAUUUCAAUACUUGGGUAACUCUCUUUAAGCUUCAUUGUCGGGCUCAUCUUGUGGAUAUCCACAUUCUUCCUGAUGACUCUACUAAAGCAUCGGUUUCUAAGGACUCUGAAUGGCAACGUCUUGAUGAUAUUGUCCGCACGUGGAUUUAUUGUACUAUUAGUCCUUCUCUUCUUACAUCGAUUAUCCGUCCUGAUGAUAGUGCUUUUGAUGCUUGGACUCGCAUUGAAAAUAAUUUUCAAAACAACAAAUCUUCUCGUAUUCUUCAUCUUGAGUCCAAAUUCAAUGAUAUUUCCCUUGCUAAUUUCCCGAAUGUGAAGGCUUAUUGCAACGAACUUGAGAAUCUUGCUACUUCCCUUAACAAUCUUGGCUCUUCUAUUUCCGACAAUCGAUUGGCUCUUCAAGUUCUUCAUGGUUUGACUACUGACUACCGUACCUUUCGAUCCUUGGUUCAACACAUCUCUCCCAUUCCUUCCUUUGAUACUCUUCGCUCCAUGUUAGAAUUGGAAGAGCAUUCUCACCACAAAGAAACUUUUUCCUCUCAUGAUUCCGCUCUCAUUACUACUCCCAAACCUUCCUCCAUUGAAAAUUCUAAAAAUUUUGAACCCCGGGAUACCUCUAACCACCAUGGUGGCCACCGCCACCACCGCCGUGGUGGCCGGUCCAGCCGCAGCCCCUCCCACCGCACCAAUCCCCACCAUGGGCAGCAAUACCGUCCAUCCAGAACAACCCAGUUCAGCCGGCCCACCAAAUCCAGCCCAUCUUCUUUUCCCUCUUGGAAUCCAGUAGCUUUGCCAUAUUGGGCCCAGCCUCCAUGUUCGUUCCCUACUCAACCUUGGGCACAUCAGAAAAUGCAUACUCCUUCUCACAAUAGGCUUCCCUCUGCUGGGCUUCUUGGACCAAGGCCUGCUCAAAGUUUUCAUGCAACUAAUUCUUCCUCUCCGGGCUAUUUUCCUACGGACAUCGAUCAAGCCAUGCAUACUUUAUCUUUAUCUUCUCCGGAUGAGCAAUAUUACAUGGACACCGGCGCCACUUCCCAUAUGACUUGA
Amaranthus tricolor (Joseph's coat) is the source of this 1134-nucleotide messenger RNA. RefSeq lists its product as uncharacterized. The transcript has a single exon. The coding region runs from base 1 to 1134 and encodes 377 amino acids. Lineage: Eukaryota; Viridiplantae; Streptophyta; Magnoliopsida; Caryophyllales; Amaranthaceae. The record is from RefSeq and is a predicted model, not a curated record.